AUGGAUCCUUCGGGCGUAUAUCCAAGCGGCGACGCCACCCUUCCAGAAUGCCAACCAACGCCUAUUCCAACAACUGGAACGUCCCGAAGCAGAAAUGGCAGCAAUGAAGAGAUGAGAGUGAUGCUAGAGCGUAAGCUAGAGCGUAGGCUACACGAGCGAAAUCAACGAGGAUGGCGGAAAAUUGUCCUACACUUCACACCCUCGUGGUUCUCAGUCAUUAUGGGCACGGGAAUUGUCUCCAUUCUCCUCCAUAACCUCCCAUACAACGGCGCCUGGCUGCGCUGGGUGUCUAUCUCGAUCUUCGCCCUCAAUGUACUGCUCUUCCUGACGUUCACCACCAUCUCAGUGGCCAGGUACACAGUAUAUCGCGGGAUAGUCUUCGCCAUGUUGCGACAUCCGGUCCAGAGUCUGUUCCUGGGCACAUUUCCCAUGGGUCUAGCCACACUCAUCAACAUGGCUUGUUACGUCUGUGUCCCCACGGGGGGAGACUGGGUGGUUGACUUCAUCUGGGCCAUCUGGUGGAUCGACGUGGUCGUCUCUGUCAUGUGCUGUAUGUUCCUCCCAUUCGCCAUAAUGCAAAUCCACCCAGCAGACAGCACCAAGCCGAAACUGCAGACCAUGACAGCUGUGUGGUUGCUACCCGUCGUUAGCACAAUCGUCGCAUCUGCGUCGGGAGCAAUUGUAGCUAAAGCACUGGAAUCUCAAGGUCGAUACGCACACAGUCUGUGGACUUUGAUCACAUCCUACUGCAUUCUUGGUACGGGUCUGCCUCUAGCCAUGGUGAUUUUGGUCAUGCACUUCCACCGACUGACUGUACAUCGCCUCCCAACGCGGGAGGUUAUUGUCUCGGUCUUCUUGCCUCUCGGUCCAUUGGGCCAGGGCGGGUUUGCCAUUGUACAACUGGGCCGGAUGGCUCGAGAAUUGUUCCCCAAAAUCCCGAGUGUUCUGAAUAGCUUGGGAGAUCAAGCAGGGGGGGCAUUUCACACAUUUGGUUGGUGGGGAUUUACCUUCCCUCUAGGUGUAUACUCGGUCUUGACAACGACGAUUUCCGAGGAGUUGCCUAGCAGGUUUUUCAAAGUUCUUGGAACAGUUUUAUCACUCUCCGUAAUAUGUCUAUGGGCCAUGGUUGCCGUUAAGACGGCGAUUGCUAGUAUUAAAGGGACUAUGUUCCUCGCCCCUUGCGCAGAAGAGUUCGAGAAGCAGUGGAUUCGCAAAGAGAUCGAGGUAAAUCGCUCCAAAGACGAAAAAGGGACUGUGUCGUUCGCAAGUGCGGCUAAAUCCGUAUAG
Exophiala aquamarina CBS 119918 is the source of this 1287-nucleotide messenger RNA. RefSeq lists its product as uncharacterized. Gene Ontology annotation, cellular component: plasma membrane. Bases 1 to 1287 code for a protein of 428 amino acids. Gene Ontology annotation, biological process: transmembrane transport; sulfite transmembrane transport. Gene Ontology annotation, molecular function: sulfite transmembrane transporter activity. The record is from RefSeq and is a predicted model, not a curated record. NCBI's taxonomy places the organism in Eukaryota, Fungi, Ascomycota, Eurotiomycetes, Chaetothyriales, Herpotrichiellaceae. The transcript has 2 exons.